This is a messenger RNA of Phlebotomus argentipes, 798 nucleotides long. RefSeq names its product RIP-like protein (gene Ripalpha). The coding region runs from base 190 to 798 and encodes 202 amino acids. The record is from RefSeq and is a predicted model, not a curated record. The transcript is spliced from 3 exons. Lineage: Eukaryota; Metazoa; Arthropoda; Insecta; Diptera; Psychodidae. Gene Ontology annotation, biological process: protein import into nucleus. Gene Ontology annotation, cellular component: nucleus.
UCUUUCUUUUCUGGAAUCAACGAAUGCAUUUCGAAUGUGUUUCAGCGCUAGAUGGUGUGCAAAGCAGUCCAGCUGAUUUUGACGUUGAAAAUGUAAACAAAAGUGUGCGCCAAAACGCGCUUCUCUGUCUCUAAAGUCGCAAUUUCCUCAAGAAAACCAAGGAAUUUUCCAAAAUCCUAGUGUAGAAUAAUGAACUCUUUACUGAAGAGUCCGACGAGUCCCCGGAGUCCCACACAGAGACUGGCGAGGCGGACUUUGCUGUCGCAUUCUCCAGUUUUGCGAGACAUGCUGCGAACAAAGUGUCGCAUUCGGAUGAAACAAGCCCGGGCUCAUGUCUUCAAUCGCCACAGAGAUCUCACAGAGAAUGACGAGAUGUUUAUGACGUCGAUUUUGCGAGAUCAAAUCUCCGAAUUGGACAUGGAUAUCGAGAGCCACGAGGCGGCUGUGCAGGAGCUGAUGCAAGAGGCUGAUCAGUGGCUGUUUGAGGAGACGGAGAAGGCUGACGAGGCCCUGAUUUCAGACUAUCAGAGCGGCUCCUUGACUGUGUUUUGUCCCAUUUGCCAAAAGAACCUCCUGCAGCAGGAGAACAGCGUUAUUUCCUGUCUCUGUGGCCUCCGGCUGGUGUUUGAGAAGGGACUUGAGAGAUUUCACGAAAUAAUUCAAAUCAAGGUGACUUAUCAUGAGACAUUCUGCAGCAAUCGUCUGCAGUUCUUCACGGAACCCAAGCCGGAGGCUGACUUCAGCUCAUUGUCUGCCAUCUGCCCGGCGUGUGAGUAUGUGACAAUGAUUGUUCUGUAA